Raphanus sativus (radish) is the source of this 2290-nucleotide messenger RNA. RefSeq lists its product as uncharacterized. The transcript has 3 exons. NCBI's taxonomy places the organism in Eukaryota, Viridiplantae, Streptophyta, Magnoliopsida, Brassicales, Brassicaceae. The record is from RefSeq and is a predicted model, not a curated record. The coding region runs from base 420 to 2045 and encodes 541 amino acids.
GGGGCCCUGCAUUGUAAGAACCCUCUAUUCCUUGAGUAGUGCCCACCAUAGUCAAGUCUCUCACACACACCCAAAAAAACAGAAGUUCCUUUUUCCCUUCGUCUCCAUUGCCCAUUGGUACUAGUAGUCAGACAUUAACGUGCCUUAGUGAAACACCCACCCAUCUCUCUCUCUCUAGAAACCCAGAAAAUUUCUUGCUUCCAAGCUUCUCCCACUUUCUUCUUCCCAUCCCAUCCCACUCAAGCAGAAUCUGAUUCUUUUUUUCCCUUAGAUAGAGAACAAACAAUUCAGAAUUGGCCAAAGGAGAUUGCUUGUGUGUUUCCUCCGAUCUACACCCUAUUUUUCUUACUCAGAUACAUGUAUGAUAGGAUGGGAAACUGAGUUUUGUUCGCUUUUGAUUUAAAGCUAACGAGCAAACAAUGGGGAGUAUUACACCUGAGGCUCUGAAAGAUGAUUCUGAGCUUGAAGAUUCAUUGAGCAUUAAUGAGAAUCUUCCUGUCUUGUUGAGCCAGAAAAGACAACAGCAAUGUAGUUUAGUUUCAAACAGCGGAAAGUGGCUACACCUCGUCAAAAACGGUCCCAGAGGGUCAUUCUCUCGUGCCACUAGCUUCUUUGAUAGCAAGAUCCCAAGGCAUUUGGUGUCCCUAGACGAGAAGUAUCUCCGUAGAUGCCUUGAAUUGAUUAAUAUCAGCGCCUUUAAGCCCUCAGCUAGUUGCAGCCUCUCUAUGAUGAGUUCCUCAUAUCACUUUGACUCAACUAUCAUCCCCAAAGAGAAUGUUGCUCGUCUUCUCUUUGAUCUUCCCUUGGUUGAUGAUUCAGGGAACGUUGUGAUUAGCCCUGUGAUCACAGGUUGCAAGAGGGUUACGCAUAUGAUUGAUAAACCAUUGUUACAGAAUCUUGAAGCAGUGGAUAGUGGUGAUACAAAUAGCAGGACAAGCUCAGUGAUCUCUUCUCCCUCUUCUUCUUCUUCUGAGCAGUCUUCUUCAUGUUGGUCUCCGUCUUCAUCAACAGUUUCUCAAGGAACGCUUCAGUUCACUAUGAAAGACAACAAGACGCCUUGUUUUGUUUUCUCAUUGGAUGAUCAGAAAGAGUUCUAUGUAGCUACCUUGAGCAAUACUUGUAGUGUUGGUUUUGACCGUAGUUCUCUAGACUAUUCGUACAUGAUCCAUUUGAAGAAAGGGCGUGUCUCUGAACUGGUUGGUAGACUAAAGGUAUCAACUCUGUUCUCUGUCUCGUCCACUAAUGAGAAAACCGUAGAGAGGCAGUUUGUUCUGUUCGGUAACGGUGGGAAUCAGCAGUUACCAUGCCACAAUGAGAUCAGGAAACACAGAGGACUGUCUAAGAAAGUCGUUGAUGCGCUCAAACGAGGUUCAAGGCAAAGAAGUAUCUCAAGAUGCAGUAGAACAAGCUCCAUAGCUGAUUUUAGCUCUUGGGAGCCGUUUCAAGAACCAGAACAAGAUCUUGAACCCGUGAGUUUGCUAGAUGACGAGCUUCCACCUAAUCUUGAAGCCUCAGCUGUUGUUGUGAGAGAGAGGUUUCUCAAGGAAGAAGAUGAGGAAGAGAAAGGGACUGGAGGGUGGGGCAUGAAGUUUCUCAAGAAGACCCCCUUGGCUAGAAGAACCAAGAAGGCUUCUGAAAACUCUAAGCAAAUGAGCAUUGAUGUUGUGAUUCCUUCAGGGAUUCACGGAGGGCCAAGAAGCAGAAACGGCGGUGGCGGUCCUUCGAGCUUGGUUGAGAGAUGGAAGUCUGGAGGAAGCUGUGAUUGCUCUGGAUGGGACUUAGGUUGUCCUUUGACCGUCUUUAAAGGUCAGGCUAGAAAAGAUCAAAGUGAAGGUCAAUGCAAUCUUUUUGAGCUCUUCACAGAGGGAUCAAAGCAGGGGAUACCUGGACUGAGGAUCAUGAGUGUAAGAGAAGGUCUUUACUUCGUCCAGUUUCAAGCAAAGAUGUCUGUUUUGCAAUCUUUUUCAACGGCUUUGGCAUACGUUCAUAGCCAGAGCCAGAGACUUAGGCCAUGGUUGUCAGGGAAAGUGUGUAGAGAAGCUUAACUAAGCUAAAGAGAGAUUGCACAAAGUAAAAAAAAAAAGAUAGGCACAAACUCAGCCUUCGUAAUUUCAGCAGGUUCUUGAGUUACUAUUAUUAUUUUUUUAAAAUUUAUUUGUUUUCUAUUUAAUAUUUUUUUUAUAGAAAAAAUGUUUCAUUACUAAGAAAUCAUAUGUAAGUUUGGUGUGUUUUUUGUUGGUGUGAAAUGUAAAUUCUGACUUUCGAUUUUGACAACUAUGAUGUUCUGGUU